This is a messenger RNA of Perca fluviatilis (European perch), 1797 nucleotides long. RefSeq lists its product as uncharacterized. The transcript has 4 exons. NCBI's taxonomy places the organism in Eukaryota, Metazoa, Chordata, Actinopteri, Perciformes, Percidae. The record is from RefSeq and is a predicted model, not a curated record. Bases 1036 to 1797 code for a protein of 253 amino acids.
UUUCAUCGCUUCCCUGGGCAACACUAACACAAAACAUUAGCUUAACUAAAUUGGUAAACUAUGUCGUGGGAACAUUUCCAAAAAUCGCUUAAUAAUCCAAAUGGCAGGUCAGUGCCACACCCUCAAACUAUUCAUGAGUGGGAGGAUGACAUGAAGAAGUGGCCUCAGAUCACGUACGAGGACAUAUUUAAUUAUUUUGUGUUGUCACUUGGUGCGGAUGGGUCUACAAUGCGCAAUUAUAAAAGUACAGAGGCGUAUCAGUACCUUCACAGUGGAAAAGUUGGGAAGGUGUUAAUCAAUAACAACAUAAUCGAUGACCUGGUAUUUAUGAAGGCUGAUGUUCAACCAAGCCAAAGCAAGUCUGACGUUCACUCUGCAUGGAUCCUGACUACAUCUACCGGCACUGUUGAGACGGCCGGGUGCUCCUGUGUCGCGGGACAGGGGAAGUCCUGCAGUCACGCAGCGGCGAUCUUAUGGAAGAUCGUGCACCUUUUCCAGAUAAGUAAAGUCUAAUCUCUUGUUCAUUGAUGUUCCUUGGGUUAAGGUAAGGUCAUUCAAGUUUGGGUAAAUGUAAUAUUCUGUCAGCACACCACUUUUUGGUGAACCACCUCUUCUGUGUAGGUAAGUAAGUUUAUAUUUUCACCAAUUCUAAUUCAUACCAGUCUAAUCUCGAAUGGCAAUUUGUUUAAGUACAUCAUCAAGGUAAGUUGAAAAAUAUGGACAGUUUAUAGCUGUCCAUAUUUUCUAUAUAAGUAUUGUGACACCAAGGACUGUAAUACAUUAAAACUAUGCAACUGUUCUAUUUAAACUUUGUUAAAGGUGCAGUUUGCAGUGUCCAAAGGUCUGACUGGAUUGUCCUGCACAGAUGAGCAGCGCCACUGGAACUCAGGGACACAGCGUAAUUUAGUCCCCAAAAGGUUGAGCAAUAUAUGUUUCAGGCACCACAAAGAAAGUUCUGAUGUCUCUGAGAACAUCCUGCCCAUCUCUCCAUCUCUACCGCCAACUCCUGCCUACAGCUCACAUGAAGCACUGAAGAUGAGCUUAGAAGCCGCAAAUGUUCCAGUGGGCAGCCUUCUGCACAAAUGCAUCUCUGCUGAACCAGAGCAAAUUCCAGCAGCUCCCACACAGCUCCAGCAGCCUCAUAGUGAACAUGGCACGGACAUACAGUGCCAGAAAUGCAUGUCAUUUUAUGAUAUGUACAUUAAAUUAGAUGGGGAUAAAUGUGCCAGUUUGGAGGAGUCCACUAAAAUGCAGAGUGCCUCCCACUUGUGGUUUGAUGCUCGUAAAUUAAGAGUAACUGCUAGCUCUGCAAAAAAGGUCCCCGUGCGUGCAUCUACUAAGCCAGAUAACUUUCUUAGAGAGCAUCUGUUUCCUAGGUUCCACGGGAACACUGCAACCAGGUAUGGCCAGGAGAAUGAGGAGGUGGCCUACGCGUGGAUGGAGAGCUGUGGGUUUGUAGUUGAGAAGAGAGGCACUGUAGUUAGUGUUACAGAACCAUGGCUUUCUGCAAGCCCAGAUGGUGUGGUUAACUCCACGGAGCUGCUGGAGAUUAAAUGUCCUGUUCUGGCCAAGAACUGUUCAUCUCUGGCUGAAGUGUUUUCCAGCAAGCUCACAGAUGUGAAGAUGGUCAACGGGGUUCCACAGCUGCAACCAAAUGGAUCCCGUGGUUACUACCUUCAAGUCCAACUAGGUGUGAUCCAUCAGGGCCUGAACCUCCCACUGAGUACUGAUGACGGCACGGGAAACACCGAACAGAUUCGAGUCAUUGACCUCGCCAGUCGUGUGUCAGCACCUUAA